Molecule: messenger RNA, 2088 nt
Organism: Owenia fusiformis
Lineage: Eukaryota; Metazoa; Annelida; Polychaeta; Sabellida; Oweniidae
Source: the annotation of a GenBank genome assembly
AUCAACAAGCAGAAAGUUAGAAAGUAUUUUUAUUUUUUUUGGUGCAAUAUUUGUCACUCCAUAUUUGUCAUGACAACAGCGUUAGAAGAUUAAUGACACACAAUCAUUGCGAUUAAUGACACACAAACAUUGAGAUUAAUGACACACAAACAUUGAAACAAAGCACAGACUGUUAAAACAUACUCUCCAAAUUUACUGCUGUAAUUUGAGACAUUUUUAAGUGUGUAAUUUGACAUCAAGGAUUUACAUAGAGCUGUUAUAAACACAGUGACAUUUACUCGUAUAAAACAUAAACUUACAUAGGUUGUCAAACCUUAUGUUGGAUAUAGAGUGCCCUUGUACUGAACGUCUACAUGGCAGUCAAGGCUAUGGAUUUAUAGGAAGCAAAAAAACAAAGAUAAAAACCUGGAUGAAAAAGUCAAAAAUGUCAAAUAAAUAUUAUUUUACAAAAUGUAAAAAGUAACAUUAGUUCUUAUAUUUUUGGACCUAAUGCAUUGAAAACAGCAUUGUACUUUCAUAUAAGAUUAUCUGAAUUUAAACAGAUAUAUCAAUAACAAAUAAUGAAAAACAAACCAGUAUGGAAACAGAAAAAGUCAUGUCUUCAACUCUCUGACUUGCAGUAAAGAUGUUCCAAAUGGCCUGUUACAAAAAAAAUCGUCAAAUAUCCCACGAUGGAUUUCCGCCAGUGACAAUAAGUGCUUUGUUAACGAAUGCUCUGGAUUUGACCGUGCCUGCAAGUGAUGCAUUAUUAAAGAACAGAAAGAAUCAAUGGGUACAACUCGCUGGUCACCAAGGUUCCUUUGCUCCUGCGGGUCCAAACACAAUUUGGAAGAAGCGUUUGAUGAAAGACAACAAUGAGACGAAGGCGUACAUGGCAAUGAUGGAGGAUGCCAUCUCUCCUUACGUUCCUAGAUAUUAUAGGGAGGUGGAAUACAACGGAGAAUAUUUCAUUGAAAUGGAGGAUCUGUUGCGUCAUUUCACAGACCCGUCAAUAAUGGAUAUCAAGAUGGGAAGCAGGACUUUUCUGGAGUCUGAAGUAAAGAAUCCUGUCCUACGCAAAGACCUGUACGAGAAGAUGGUCAAACUGGACGCCAGCGAGCCUACAGAGGAAGAAAACAGUCAAAGCUCAGUAACAAAACUCAGGUAUAUGCAGUUCAGAGAAAAGGGAAGCUCUACUUCAACUCUUGGCUUCCGACUUGAAGCAAUCAAGAUGUCUGGUGAGACCCCAAACACAGAUUUAAAGAAAGUCAAGUCCAAGGAGCAGGUCCUUCAGAAAAUCGAGGAGUUUCUGAUUGGUCGAGGAGAUGUAAAGGAAGCAGUUAUGAAUCGUCUGCUCGAUCUGAGGAAUGGGUUUACUGCAUCAAAGUUCUUCAAGGAUCACGAGAUAAUUGGCAGCUCACUGCUUGUGAUUUACGAUGCCACUGGCAAAGCUGGAGUCUGGAUGAUCGACUUUGCAAAAUGCUUCCAGGUAGAAGGAAGGAAGCUGACUCAUCAACAUCCUUGGUUGCUGGGUAACCAUGAAGAUGGCUACCUAACUGGUCUCAAUAAUCUCAUUAAGGUGAUUGGUGAAUGCAGCUCUUCAGAGAGCAUGGAAGUCCAGAACAGUAUUACAUCACAAGCAUCAUCCUCUUUCUCCUCCGUAUCCUCAUCAUCCAUCUCCAUAGCAACUACAUCAAAAAUAGACAACAACAUGAAACAUCUCCAUCAACAAACAAAAUCAACGAAAAAACAAUUUUUUCAUCAACUUUUCAAAUCAUAGUUGAACACUUUCAGUCCAUUGCAUGUAUAUGUACAGCACAAAGAAAAUAUAUUAUAAAAUUAAGUAAUCACACUCUAUGGAAAUAAUAUGAUAAGUUGAAUGGUGUUUAUGUUUAAUAGAGGAUGCUCUCUGCUAGACUAUUCUAGAAUUAUUUUCUGUAUAUAUCCUUUACCCUUGAUUGAUUUUAUGCAAAUGUUUCCAUCUAGGGUUGAAUAUACAUAUGUAUGUGUAUCAAUCACAAUGCCCACCAAAAUUAGAAUGAAAUAUUUAUUUUAUUAUAUUACUUUAAAGGUUGUCAUCCACAUUUUUAUUUAGUGAUAUGUUUAAAC